AUGUCUGACCUGCCCAGCAGAAUUCCCGCGCCACCGAACCCCGGUGACGCUCGCUCGCUCGCUCCCGACGAUAGAGGCGUCUCGUGCCGGCGAUCAGUCCAUCUCGAAGCCGCGUCUGUCGGCCUCGAACCUCCACCUCGUCCAGCAGAAGCUCCGGUCGGCGUUGCAGGUCUCGACCCGUCAACGACUGCUGCUCCUGCGCAACGCCGUCCCCGGCGCAGGCUCUCGCAGGACCUCAGCGAAGAGGAAGAUCCAGAAGAAGAUUCUGCUCUUUCGGCCUCCUUUGUCCACCGGCGUAGCGUCUCCUUUGCCGAACCGGCGAGAAGAGAGCCUCCUCACCCAGCCGUCCGGAUCUCCAAGCGGACCCACAGUGCCAUUCUUUGGACUCUGGAAGAAGCACUGAGGCAGCCGUACCCCUUUAGCCCGGACCUGGAAGAGGAAACCGCCUCUAUGGCUGACCUGCUCGGCACCCCCGGCGGGCCGGCCGUCUCCAACGGCCAUGACAUACCCUCGACGCGGCCGACCGCGCCGCCCCAGACCAGCUCGCCUGCGCAGGGGAUUAAGGGCCCCCGGAUGAUCAUGCGCGAGCGGCAAGAGCGGGAAGCAAGGCAAAAGGCGGAGAGGGAGAGGCUGGAACGAGAGCGAGAGCGAGAGCGCGCAGAGCAAGAGGCUCGGAUAGCCGAAGAGCAGUUCAGGCAGGCCGCCGCGGAACGCGAGCAGCGGGCCGCCGCCGCUCCCAGCGCCGCCGCACAAGCUCCAGCGCAAGAAGUCGACCCGGCGAUCCAGCGACGCCAGCAGCGAGCAGCCGAGGCCCAGCGGGCGUCGGCAGCAUACUCGCACGCCGCACCGCCGGCGCAGGCACCAGCCCCACAACAACAGCAACAACAACAACGGACCUCGCGACCUGCAGAUGCUCCAGUCGGCGGGCCUGCAGCUCCUGCUCCCAGUAGCGUUCCUCUCGGGCCUUCUGGCGUGCAGGCGGGCGAGAGCUCCGGGGCCGCCGGCAACCGCCCGCGGAACUCGUUCCCCCACGCCUUUGAGCGGUGGGAGGCCCUGUCGGCGCACUGGGAGGGCCUGACCAGCUUCUGGAUCCGGCGCCUGCAGCAGAACACGGACGAGAUAGACCGGGACCCGCUGUCGCAGCAGCUCUCGCGGCAGGUCACGGACCUGUCGGCGGCGGGGGCCAACCUGUUCCACGCCGUGGUGGAGCUGCAGAAGCUGCGGGCGAGCUCGGAGCGCAAGUUCCAGCGCUGGUUCUUUGAGACGCGCGCGGAGCUGGAGCGCCACCAAGAGGUCAACGGCGUGCUGGAGGCGGCGCUCGAGGACGAGCGGCGCGGCCGGGCCGGCGCGAUCCGCGACGCGGUCGAGCAGGAGCGCGCGGCCUCCAAGACGCAGCGGCAGCUGGCCGAGAUGCGCAAGGAGCUCGCCAUCUCCAAGGAGGAGGCCCGGCGCGCGUGGGAGGAGCUCGGCCGCCGCGAGCAGGAGGAGCGGGACCGCACGACGUCGCUGCAGGAGGGGCUGCCGACCAUCGUCGGCGGCGUGCAGGUCGUGCCCAUGACGCAGGGGAUCCCGAGCCGGCAGGGCAGCAGCGCCAGGGACCCGCGGGCCGUGCAGCAGCAGGCCCAGCAGCAGCAGCAGGCCGAGUCGUCGUCGCGGCGCCAGGGCCAGGGCCAGUCCCAGCCCGCCGCCCAGCAGCAGGCCGCGCCUUCCGGCGGCGGCGCGUAUGGCCAGCCGGAGAUGGGCCACCCCGAAGACGAUGGUCGGUAUGGCGGACAGGGCUCUGAAGGUGGUUAUAGCGAAGAAGAAUACGAGACGCCCGGAGCACAGCCCGGCGUCAGCUAUCCUCCAUCCAGCUCACAGCAGCAAUACUACUCCGGAGGACCAGACUACGCCGGCCAGGGAUACGCUGCACCGGGGUGGGAGACGGUCCCGCGGCAUCACCAUCCCACGCGUCUCAGUGACGUGAUCGAAGAGGACGACGAGCGGAGUAGGACCUCAGCUAGCCAGGUCAGCCGGCCGUGA
Thyridium curvatum is the source of this 2022-nucleotide messenger RNA. RefSeq lists its product as uncharacterized. The transcript is spliced from 4 exons. NCBI's taxonomy places the organism in Eukaryota, Fungi, Ascomycota, Sordariomycetes, Thyridiales, Thyridiaceae. Bases 1 to 2022 code for a protein of 673 amino acids. The record is from RefSeq and is a predicted model, not a curated record.